AUGGAACCCUCCGACGCCCGAGAGGACACAACACAGCACGCCGAUCCAGAAACACCCGCUUGCCAGUCAUGUCGAAGCCGAAAGCUGCGCUGCUCAAGGGAGCUCCCAUCUUGCAAUCGCUGCACACGUCUUGGAAUCGACUGCCACUAUGACUACACUCGGAACAAACCAGGGGUGAAGGUUGGCAUAAUCCAGACCCUAACUCAGCGGGUAGCAAGGGACCCUGUCGUGACCGCAGCAGAUUGCCAGCCAUCCCAUAAGAGAAGAUGUCCGGAGCCCGAAGGUCGAGAAUGCAGCGCCUCGUCAGCUCAGCUCCCUCCAGAUGAUCUUAUCAACGCCAUCAUUGACGCUUACUUCUCCGUGGUUCAUCCAUUCCUUCCAAUUAUUCAUGAACUGCUCUUCCGAUCUCGCCUACGGGAUCCAACUGAGAGGCCUAAGCUUAUCAUUGUGCUCCAUGCUAUGAUGGUCUGCGCCUUACGGUAUGUCGCACAUGAGCGGCUCGCGGGAGAAUGGCUAGGACUACACCCGGACGCUCUGCAGAGGUCUCGGGAUUUUGUCCUUUUAGCGGGGAUGGAUGAUCUUUCUGUAGAGAACGUCCAAGCUCUGAUCAUGGUGGCCUUCGUACAUGUUGGUGAUGGGAACGCCAACAAGGCAUGGCCGAUAAUAGGAACCCUCACUCGAGCUGUCGUCUACUUGGGCCUACACAAGGAACCGGAAGAAGAUUACCCGGGGGAACUCUGCCUCAAGCCGUUGGGUUGUCUGCCACAAGCCCGGGUGUGGACCGAAGUGGAAGAACGGCGACGCGUAUUUUGGAACGUUUUCCUCCUUGAUAGCUGCUCUCAGAUUCUGCUCAACCAUCACAGGAUUAGCUGGAACAUAAACCUGUCAAGCGAGGAUAUCCAAGUUCGACUACCUAGCGAUGGCUUAUACUGGGCUAAAGAAGAGCCAGUGACUACCCCGUUCUUUAAUAUUUGGGAUGCUUCUAUGGCUAAGAUAGGAAAGUCUGUUUCUUUUCUUCCUAGCCAUUUCUCCUCUCUCGCAGACCGAGAUAAAGAAGCUGCUGUUACAGCCCCGACAUCCGAACGUGUCUCCCCUGUUGCCCAGGCGCCCAAAAAUCCCACAGUGGAUGUUUCCACUAUAGGCUCAUUUGCAUACUGCAUUGAAGCCACCGAGUCCCUCAAUCGCGUCGUCAAAUUCUUCCUUCAACGACCUGUCAACUUUGAAAGUAGGCAGCAAUUCAGUGCUUGGCUAACGCGAUUCAAGGAGUUGGAUCUCCAGCUUAUUCACUGGAAGAUGUUUCUCCCCCGGAGAUGGAAAGACUCUAAUAUAUCCAAGGAGCCCGCGUUUGUGCAUAUGGACCCAAAUCUUACCCUUGCACAUAUCACUCAUAAUACCUCCAUGAUCCUCUUACAUCAAAGCAUCGCAUAUCCACAUGUCACGAUCCUGGAUAAAUUGAGAUCAGCAAGCUCUGGAAGUGCUGAAACCUGCCAACUCGCCGCAUCAGAGACUGCCAACAUUGUCCGAAAGUAUUUACAAUAUACACCAUUUGUCGGCUUAGUUAACGCACAGUUUGCUUUCUGUGCAUUCAUUAGCGCCCGUGUCAUGAUCGUACAUUCACACAUCCAUCGUGCCCCCAUCCCCGACUCUUAUAAAAUCCUCUUAUCCAGCCUCCAGCAAAUGUCGGAUCGUUGGAUCUCGAUGAACCCCGGGUUGAAAUUAAACGCUGGGUCAACAAAUUUUUCUGAAGGUCUUCUUUCACAGCUUCAGAAUCUCCAAGAAAAAUGUAGAUUUCCAUCUUUUAAUGUAGCCGCGUCAGGCUAUGUUGCAGAGGUGAAUUUUGCUCUUGGAAUCCAAGCGCCGGUCUCCAGUCCCGGCGAGAGCCAGUGGAUUGAGGAGCGUCGCGCCCAACAACGACAUAGCAUAAUACCAGUGACCGAGAAACAGUCUCAUUAUAUCAGUACCAGUCGACUGAGACGUGAAUCCAACCAGCCAAGUCCCACCAGUCAUACGUAA
This is a messenger RNA of Penicillium cataractarum, 2013 nucleotides long. RefSeq lists its product as uncharacterized. Gene Ontology annotation, cellular component: nucleus. The transcript is spliced from 7 exons. The record is from RefSeq and is a predicted model, not a curated record. NCBI's taxonomy places the organism in Eukaryota, Fungi, Ascomycota, Eurotiomycetes, Eurotiales, Aspergillaceae. Gene Ontology annotation, biological process: DNA-templated transcription; regulation of DNA-templated transcription. Gene Ontology annotation, molecular function: zinc ion binding; DNA-binding transcription factor activity, RNA polymerase II-specific; DNA binding. Bases 1 to 2013 code for a protein of 670 amino acids.